AUGAUUACUCGGGCUAAAGAUGGGAUCUUCAAGUCAACUCCAAAAAAUUUAAGUGCUUCUAAGUAUGCUCUUAUUAGUGACUCUGUCCUUGAACCAACAUGUUUCUCUCAAGCUCAAGCUGACCCUAAAUGGCGUAAAGCGUCUGAUGAUGAAUAUAGUGCUUUGCUUAAAAAUGGUACGUGGAUUUUGGUACCUUAUGAUCCUUCCAUGGAUCUUGUUGGUUGUAAAUGGGUUUAUCGAAUUAAACGCAGAGCUUCCAUUGAACGUUUUAAAGCUCGUCUUAUAGCUAAGGAAUAUAACCAACAAGAAGGUGUUGAUUACAGUGAAACUUACAUUCUUGUUGUGAAACCAUGCACAAUUUGUAUUAUUCUCACCAUAGAUUUGACAUCUAAUUGGUCUAUUCAUCAGUUGGAUGUUUAG
Papaver somniferum (opium poppy) is the source of this 420-nucleotide messenger RNA. RefSeq lists its product as uncharacterized. The coding region runs from base 1 to 420 and encodes 139 amino acids. NCBI's taxonomy places the organism in Eukaryota, Viridiplantae, Streptophyta, Magnoliopsida, Ranunculales, Papaveraceae. The transcript has a single exon. The record is from RefSeq and is a predicted model, not a curated record.